AUGUCGUGCAGCUCCGCAGACUCGCUGUGUGCCUCCGGCGCCCUGUCCUACAGCCCAGGGUCCCAAACGUACACAAGGACCUGUGUAGAGCCAACCACCUGUAACACAAAUGGCUCUCUCAACUACGGUUAUGGGAGCGUCACAUGGAUUUUCAAGUGCUGCAACACUGACCUCUGCAAUGACGACAAAGUGUCCUUUCCUAACAAUACAAACGGCUUGUAUUGCUGCGCGGGGACAGACAUGACAUGUCAGAACACCGUCAACUGCACAGGAAUGCAGGACAGCUGCUUCACAUCAGCUGAUGGAGCCAACGUGUACCUGGGCUGCUCCUCUGCAACGAUCUGUGAGGACCACAAUCUCACUUCUCUCCUUGGACUUUCUGUCACCUCCGUGAUUAGCUGUUGUGAAGGAAACCUGUGCAACCAACCCGGUAAUGCAUCCAUCCCCCAAAAUGCACUGGUGUGCUGCACAGGAUCUGACAUCCACUGUCAGAACACAGUGACCUGUGCCAACACCGAUGACUUCUGCUUCAUUUAUGAUGAUGGAUGGUCUACAAACACAGGAUGUGCUUCCAGAAGUCAGUGUGAAGCAUCAUCCACUCCCAAUGCCACCAUGGCGCCCUCCUACAGCUGCUGUCAAGGGAAUCUGUGCAACAAACCCAGUGAGUAUUGGGCAAGGGAAUAA
Messenger RNA from Polypterus senegalus (gray bichir), 684 nucleotides. Its product is annotated as urokinase plasminogen activator surface receptor-like. The record is from RefSeq and is a predicted model, not a curated record. The coding region runs from base 1 to 684 and encodes 227 amino acids. Lineage: Eukaryota; Metazoa; Chordata; Cladistia; Polypteriformes; Polypteridae. The transcript is spliced from 6 exons.